UAAAUUAAAUGACAGACUAUUUUUGAUUGUGUUUGCUCUCUAGUAUAUAGUGCUGAUAACUUUUUACCCCUAUAUUCUAAGCAUUGACAUGAUACUUUCAUCAGAGAAUGUAAAAUAUAUAAUAAUCUACAUUCUCUGUAUUCAUAUCGUUAUGGUUUGUCUAGUAGGGGGAUCACUUUUGGCCGUAAUGUACAAAUUAUAGUUCAUGUUUUACAUCGCCAUUAAAACUAUAAUAGCCAUAGCUCCAAAACUGUUAGAAACAGCUGUUUAUUUGUUUACCUCGUUGCAAUUGAAGAAAGCAUGUCUUGAUUAUUUCUCAGGGAAGGAAGUAUAACAUUAUUAAUUAAGUUAAACGUUGUAAUGUCCCAUAGCGACCUUAAUAUAUUUUUAGAAUUUAGUGCUGGUGCUGAAUUGCUAUUUGGAAACAUUAAGCGACGGCAGGUAACGUUGAAAGGUGACGAAAAAUGGACCAUACGCAAGCUGCUCAAAUGGAUGCACGCCAAUAUUUUGACAGAGCGACCAGAAUUGUUCAUACAAGAUGAGUCGGUGCGCCCCGGUAUUUUGGUGCUUGUGAACGACACGGAUUGGGAGUUGCUUGGUGAAUUAGAGUAUGAAAUACAACCGAAUGACAACAUCCUGUUUAUUUCGACGCUACAUGGCGGAUAAGCGCGAAUCGUCCAUAGCAUUUAUUUAUAUACAUAUUACUUAAAUUUUAAUUUUUUGUUAAAAUAAACGAAACACUUUUUUAACCCAUA
Messenger RNA from Bactrocera oleae (olive fruit fly), 755 nucleotides. It is a transcript of the gene Urm1, whose product is annotated as Ubiquitin-related modifier 1. Lineage: Eukaryota; Metazoa; Arthropoda; Insecta; Diptera; Tephritidae. Gene Ontology annotation, cellular component: nucleus; cytoplasm. The record is from RefSeq and is a predicted model, not a curated record. Gene Ontology annotation, molecular function: protein tag activity. Gene Ontology annotation, biological process: tRNA thio-modification; protein urmylation.